UCGCUGUGAUCGCUGCGCAGACAGGUGGCACUCCCUUGGGGACCGGCUCCAGGGCUCCGCCAAGAUGUCCACGCUCUCUGAGAAGGAAUCCAGGGCACCUACCACCCGUCUGGGCCCAGCCGCCACACGGGGCCUGAACACUAACUACAGGGGUGGUCUGGAAGGAGACCGCGCCAGAGAGCCAGACCAGAAGCUGCCAGAGCUCUGUGGAGUGGGUGACCCCACUGCCACGUUCUCCUCCGAUAGCUCCCACCUGUCCUCGAGAGGAAGCAUCAUCAAAUGGUUCUGGGACUCGGCUGAGGAGGGCUACAGGACCUACCAUAUGGAUGAGUAUGAUGAGGAUAAGAACCCUAAUGGCAUCAUUAACUUGGGCACCAGUGAGAACAAGCUGUGCUUUGACCUUCUGUCCAGGCGGCUGAGUCAGAGUGACAUGCUGCAGGUGAAGCCGUCUCUGUUGCAGUACCCUGACUGGAGGGGACAUCUGUUCCUCCGGGAGGAAGUGGCCAGGUUCCUGUCUGUCUACUGCAGGAGCCCUGCACCCCUUAAACCAGAGAAUGUGGUUGUCCUGAACGGCUGUGCCUCUCUCUUCUCUGCUCUGGCCACGGUGCUGUGUGAGGUCGGGGAGGCUUUCCUGAUCCCUGCCCCUUACUAUGGAGCCAUCACGCAGCAUGUCUAUCUCUAUGGCAACGUCCGACUGGUCUGUGUCUAUCUGGACAGUGAGGUCACUGGGCUGGACACACACCCCUUCCAGCUCACAGUGGAAAAGCUGGAGAUGGCCCUGCAAGGAGCUAAUUCUGAGGGUGUGAAGGUCAAAGGCCUCAUCCUCAUCAACCCCCAGAACCCUCUGGGUGACAUCUACUCUCCAGGAGAGCUGUGGGAAUACCUGGAAUUUGCCAAGAGGCACGAGCUGCACGUGGUGGUGGAUGAGGUCUACAUGCUGUCCGUGUUUGAGGAGUCGGUGGGUUACCGCAGUGUCCUGAGCCUGGAAAGGCUGCCGGACCCCCAGAGGACCCACGUGAUGUGGGCCACCAGCAAGGACUUUGGGAUGUCCGGGCUCCGCUUUGGCACGCUGUACACAGAAAACCGGGACGUGGCCACUGCGGUGGCCUCUCUCUGCCGCUACCAUGGCCUCAGUGGCUUGGUCCAGUACCAGAUGGCACAGCUGCUCCAGGACCGAGACUGGAUCGACCAGGUGUACCUGCCGGAGAACCAUGCCCGGCUCAAGGCUGCUCACAGCUAUGUCUCCAGAGAGCUCAGGGCCCUGGGGAUCCCCUUUCUGAGCCGGGGGGCUGGCUUCUUCAUCUGGGCCGACUUGAGGAAGUACCUGCCUGAGGCCACCUUUGAGGGGGAAUUGCUGCUCUGGCGUCGCUUUUUGGACAAUAAGGUGCUGCUGUCCUUCGGCAAGGCCUUCGAGUGUAAAGAGCCCGGGUGGUUCCGCUUGGUCUUCUCAGACAAGGCCCACCGGCUUCACCUGGGGAUGCAGAGGGUCCGGCAGGUGCUCGAGGGCACAUCCCAGGUGGCAGAAGAUCCCCCUUCCUGUCAGACCCAGGAGCCCAGGGGCCAGCACAGGUGAGCUGGUUGUCGCCUUGUGGCCGCUACUGCCAACCGGGGGCCUUGGGGGAUGUGAAGGCUGAUGGUGGCUGAGCGUCGGCCAGGAAGAUAACCAUGCCCCUGCAGAACUGCUCCUGCCUCUCUCUGAGGCACUGGGGGACGCCUUAAGUUGUGUCUGACCUGGCCCAUCCUCUUCCCUCUAUUAAACAAAACCGGGAGAAACUGGAAACCUCUGUUGUGAGUAAUGUACAGACUGGAGGAGUCGUGACUGCCCUCGGCCCCCUGUGGACGCGACAGGAGAACAAACAGCCUGGACUUUCUUUUCAGCAGCGCCCCCAUUCCUCCUCCUUUGU
Messenger RNA from Molossus molossus (Pallas's mastiff bat), 1904 nucleotides. RefSeq names its product 1-aminocyclopropane-1-carboxylate synthase homolog (inactive) (gene ACCS). Gene Ontology annotation, molecular function: pyridoxal phosphate binding; transaminase activity. Gene Ontology annotation, biological process: amino acid metabolic process; biosynthetic process. The coding region runs from base 65 to 1573 and encodes 502 amino acids. The record is from RefSeq and is a predicted model, not a curated record. The transcript is spliced from 15 exons. NCBI's taxonomy places the organism in Eukaryota, Metazoa, Chordata, Mammalia, Chiroptera, Molossidae.